AGUUUCUCACAUUUUUAAUUUUUACAGUGAUAAGAUAAACUAUUUUAGUAGUUACUACUUAGAGUGGAACCUCCACAACAUUAGGGUUUAUGUUAUGGCUAAUCAGCGCACAUGCAAACAUUUGCUACUUUUACAUUGCUUCCAGCGCAUAUGUAAAAUAUAAGAGAUGCACUGAAAAGAGAAUGUGGAGAAUGACUACACACUAAUGGUGAGUGAGAGGUGGGAGGACACGCCCAAUAUGCAAAUAGCAUGACCAACAUCAGGUAAAAACCCCUGCACAAUUGCUUAGUAGACCCCGUUCAACUAAAGAGUAAAACUGAGCAUGUGCAGUAGUGCAGAGUAGUUAUCUUGGUCUCAACUAGGGUUCAACUACAGUUUAUAAAUUUUGCAACACAAACUAUUUAGUUAAAGUGGCAACUUUUACCAAAAACCUAAUAAACUUAGGUGAGGUGACUAGUUUGAAAUUGUUUACGAUGCAGUUCGAUAGUUUUUGUCCAGCUGACUUAAAAAUCACAUUAAGCAGAACAAUUUAAUUUUUUUUUUUACAGUGAGGGGACUCUACCUCAUAAAGCUGACUAAGAAAAUGAAAGAUGCACACAGUUGUCAUCUAACCAAGAAGAGGUGUCUCCUUUAAAGAAUGUAAAAUAUAAAACAUAUAUUUUUUUUGUUGAAUAAAUAAUUCCAUAUGCAUUUCUUAAUAGAAAAAUUAUAUAAAAAAAACACUGAAUAUAAAGUGUGUCCAAACUGUACGACAUUUUUGUCACUGUACUUUAGGUACUGGCGGUGAUACACAUCCUACUAUAACUAACUAGCAGAGGGCUAGAUUGGCGAUGGCUCCAUUUUUGAGAGAUGUGCUCAAAAAUGAGAUUUUGGGAGUUUAAGUGUCAGGUCUCAAUUUUAAGGAAUAACUUUUUAGGAUAAUACCAGAGAGAGAUUUAAGAGUUGAAAAUAAAGUUUAGGAGAGUGUCUCAAAAUAAGAUGAAGGGGAAUCUAAGUAAUGAUCAAAUUAAUUUAGUGUCUGGCCCAAACUACAGGAUUUUUCAACUGAUGUUAAAAAUAUGAGGGAUCCCACAGAUAAAGACAUUUUUUUUACUAAUGUUUAUGUAUUUAAUUGCUGGUUGUUGGUUAUCAAACUUCCCACACAAAACAAUCUGUCCUGAAUGACACACCACAUACUGUAAGAAUAUGUAUUCCAAGCCAACACCUCAGAACCUCGCGACAGUUUCUUACAAACUGUAUGUAAACCAUCAGUAAAUACGGAAAGUGGUCCUUGAACAUCUACAAACAUCUACGCUGUCUACUGUAUAGACUGUUACCAUAUAUUAUUAGACUAUAAAAAUGUGUCUAAACAUUUAUUGCUACUAUAUAUCUGGAGUUGGCUCUCUAGGCUCUCGCCAUGUCUGUUUAGCCUCAGAUGAAGAUCAGUGUCGCCCCACACCACAUGUAGCGAAACUCAGCACUGACCUUUUUCUAUAAACAGAAAGAAAAGUAACACAGAGCAGAAGGACAGAGGGAAUUCAGAGACAGGAAGAAGCUUCUGGUGAAUAUGGUUAUUUACUCAGAUGGAAGUCUAGUGCGUGGUGAGCUCCAUGUGUGUUUCUGGUGGAGUGAUUCAGUUAAUGGGAGGGGGCUGACAUAAUCUUGGAUGAUUACUUGACUACGUGCUGGAGUUCAUGUUGGGAGUGGUUUCCGGUUCUGCUGUAGCAGACUGUUGUGGAUGUGCUGAGGACACUCUCCAAAAACACAGAGAAACAGAAAUAAAGCAGUGAAUAAAUAUUUGAUAAGGAUGUUUUCUGUUGCUGCUUGGGGCAAAAACCAAGGAUUCCCAGCAGAGCAAAAUGAAACUAUAGUCUGGCAUCCCCGGGCUCCUACUGCCAGGGCCCCUACUGCCAGGACCCCUACUGAAAGGUCCCCUACUGCCAGUGCUCCUACUGCCGGGGAACCUACUGGUGGGAUCACUGUAGUGGUUGACACGGCGCGUUGGAGAUAUCAGAAACAGUCGAGAAAAACAAUCGGGGUUAUUCAAAUUAUAUUUGGACUGGUUUUUCUUGCGUUUGGAAUUGGCUUUUUAGUCUUCGCCCCGGCUGCUCUCUAUAUUGGAUUUCUUAUCUUCAACUGUCUGUCUCACUUCCUCGCCGGCUGUCUAAGUAUUGCAUCACCACUGAACAAUUCCAAUCCCUUUUUUGGAUGUCAACAUCUGUAUUCGGUGAAAAACUCUGCGUGGGCAAAUGUAAUCAGUGUUGUAGCUACAACAGUCCUGAUUGUUCUACUGCUUUUUGACUUUAUCAUGGAUUUUGGAUAUGAGUGCAGCGGAUUAUGGGAUUAUGACUGCAUAGAAGCUAAGCACCGGAUUCAUGUGCUCACAGGAUUCCUGACGGUGUUCACGUUCUUUGCCUGCUUCAGCUCCGUAAUGUUCUUAGGGAACAGAUUAAAAGGCUACUGCCCCGAAGCAACGGGAUCUGUUGUCAGUAUGCCUCCAACCCAAUCAGCUGACUCUUCAAUGCCCACUGCAUUCCAAGAUCCCGCCGGUCAUCAGGGAUCUGUUGUCAGUGUGCCUCCAGCCCAAUCAGCCCACGCUUCAGCGCCCACUGCAUUCCAAGAUUACACAGAUCAUCGGAACUCGUGUUACAGUGAUUAUGGAACAACAGCGAUGGAUGUGCACAACACAUGUUCAGACGAUCCUCCAUCAUACGAUGAAUGUGUCCAAACAGACUGGCAAUGAAGAAGUUCUGAGAAGUCCUGAGAUGAUGUCAUGAUGCUUUUUUUUCAGUUUAUAAUCUCUUAAAUUUUUGUAUAUUUAUAAAUGUUCACCACUGCUGUCAUAUUGAUCCCUUAAAUGUGCACAAUGUUCAUUAGAAUAUUUUCCAGCAUUUAAAAAAUGUGAGUAUUGCAAAACAAAUGGCCAAAGGGAAUGACUGUAAGUCAUGUAAGUGUACUGUAAAAAAAAACUGUGCUGAACAAUAGUAGCUGCUUUUUUUCACACUGUGAAGCUCCAGCUCAUCCCAAAUCACCAUCUUAGCUUAGGGUUUAGGUCAGGAGGUUGUGGAGAAUUAACACUUAUUUUGUUAAUUACAUAAUUCCAUAUUUGUCCAUUAAUUGAUUUUAUACACAGUCUUUUAUAUUACAUUCAGAAUGUGUUACAAUUCAGAAAAUACAUUAAAGAAAAAAAAAACAAGAAAAAACAUUAAAUGCUAAGGUGUGUCUAAACUUAUAUAUUACCCGUAUUGCUUUACUGGUUGCGUUGUUGCCAUAUUGUUUAAAGUGUCUGUGUCAUUUGUAUCAUGUUGUAAGUUUUGUUGUAACUUUUGCUUUAAAUAAACUUAAACCUGAA
Molecule: messenger RNA, 3331 nt
Organism: Astyanax mexicanus (Mexican tetra)
Lineage: Eukaryota; Metazoa; Chordata; Actinopteri; Characiformes; Acestrorhamphidae
Exons: 9
Coding region: 1787-2722 (311 amino acids)
Source: RefSeq, a predicted model, not a curated record